Messenger RNA from Mollisia scopiformis, 1818 nucleotides. RefSeq names its product heme-dependent catalase. The record is from RefSeq and is a predicted model, not a curated record. NCBI's taxonomy places the organism in Eukaryota, Fungi, Ascomycota, Leotiomycetes, Helotiales, Mollisiaceae. The transcript is spliced from 4 exons. Gene Ontology annotation, molecular function: catalase activity; heme binding. The annotation marks the transcript as partial. Gene Ontology annotation, cellular component: cytosol. Gene Ontology annotation, biological process: response to oxidative stress; hydrogen peroxide catabolic process.
ACGGGAGAACUUGGUGUGCCUGUUAACACAACGGUCUCACUGAAGAUUGGCCCCCGAGGCCCUGUCCUCCUGGAAGAUACCAUUGGUCGCAAGAAAGUUCUUCAUUUUGCCAAAGAGCGUCAGGCGGAAAGAGUGGUCCACGCCGUUGGCCAUGGUGCAUAUGGAACUUUCGUUUCGAACGGAGAUUACAGCAACCUAACAUCAGCUUGCUGGCUGCAAGCUGGCGCAUCAUCUGAUACCUUUGCGCGAUUUUCGACUGUUGUUUCACCAGCUGGAGGGGGGGAUGUCGACCGUGACAUUCGUGGAUUUGCCACGAAACUCUAUACUCAAUGUGGCAAUCAUGAUCUGCUUGGACUUCAUCUUCCGUCCUUUCUGGUAAAUGAUGGACUCCUCUUUCCCGAUGUUGUUCAUGCCCUCAAGCAAGAACCUGAUUCGGGGUUUCCAUCGUUUGGUGCUGCUCAUACAACUGCAUAUGACUUCUUCACUCAACGCACUGAAAGUGCAUUCCAGGUCAUGAACGUGCUAAGCGACCUUGGAAUUCCCAGAACUUCACGCCACCAUGGAUCAGCGGGCGUUUCUACAUACCGGUUCAUCAAUGCGGAAGGUGCCACCACUUUAUUCAAGUGGUAUUUCAUCCCAAAACUUGGUUACCGAUCGAACGUGGCAGAUGAGAUGUCGAAGAUCGCUGGAAAGAUGCCUCAGUUUCAGCGAGCAGAUCUAUACAACAAUAUCGAGGCUGGAAGAUUUCCAGAGUAUGAUCUUAAGGUCCAGCUUUUCCCUGACAAUGAUGCAUUCAUGUACAAGAACUACGAUCUCCUCGAUCCGACAAUCGUGGUGCCUUUUGAAGAGAACCCUCCCAUAACUCUAGGGACGAUGACGCUUAAUCGCAAUCCCACGAACUACUUCGCAGAGACGGAACAGGUGGCAUUCAGUCCUGCAAAUGUUGUAACUGGUAUCAGCUUCGUACCAGAUCCGGUCAUUAGUUGGCGUUUGCUUGCCUACGACGAGACUCAUCACUACCGCCACGGGUCUGAAAAUUUCGUUGAGAUGGGUGUCAAUUCUCCCAUUGUCCCAGUGAACAACAACUUUCGCGACGGUCUCAUGCAAAUGUAUAUCUACGAAGGCAACUCCGCUUCAACGCCCAAUGGCAUUGGUGGCGUUUAUGAGGCGUCAGGUCCAACGGCGUAUGGUUAUGGCAAUCAAAAUUUCAAUGGACGGAUUGGACGUUAUGAAUUCAACAACGAUCCGUAUAUGCAAGCAGCCAUCUUUUUCAACUCCCAGGACAAUUACUCCCAACAGCAUACUGUGGAUGGUUACCGGUUCGAGGUCGGAUUGGUUGCUGACCAGAAUGUUAAGAUCAACUUUGUAAACAAAGUCCUCAAUUCCAUCGACAAUUGCCUGGCUCGCCGAGUCGCUUACGGCCUCGGAAUCCCAUUGCCUGCCGCUCAAGAGGGCACUGCAAAUGUAUCCGGAGUUAUGUACCCUUCUCAGUACCCUCUGCAGUACACUACACCACAGCCUGUGGUAGGGCUCAGUGUGGGAAUCGUCACAGACAGCGCUGGACCUUCAACAAGCGACCUCGCAGCUAUACAGCAGGUAUUCGAUGGGCAGCAAUUGCUAUUUGACAUUAUUGCACCGCAUCAGGGUCCCUUGACACGAGGAGUCUCGGCGACUCAGAGUUAUAUCACCUCAUCAAGUGUCUUCUUCGACGCUGUGAUCAUAGUUGGCAACAAUACCAGCUUGCCCGACCUGCAGGCCUUCAUUCAAGAAGCUUACACCCACGGGAAGCCAAUUGGUGCUCUGGGUGGCACUUCAUCA